Rhinolophus ferrumequinum (greater horseshoe bat) is the source of this 1215-nucleotide messenger RNA. RefSeq names its product quinolinate phosphoribosyltransferase (gene QPRT). The coding region runs from base 67 to 1023 and encodes 318 amino acids. Gene Ontology annotation, molecular function: nicotinate-nucleotide diphosphorylase (carboxylating) activity. Gene Ontology annotation, cellular component: cytoplasm. The transcript is spliced from 4 exons. The record is from RefSeq and is a predicted model, not a curated record. Gene Ontology annotation, biological process: NAD+ biosynthetic process; quinolinate catabolic process. NCBI's taxonomy places the organism in Eukaryota, Metazoa, Chordata, Mammalia, Chiroptera, Rhinolophidae.
CUCCCCUCCCUCUGGCGGCCCCGCCCCCAGCCUCAGGCCUCUCAGAAUUUAGGAUCUGAGCAGCUGAUGCCCGUUCUGCAGCUCCAAGCUGUCAUGGACCCUGAAGGCCUGGCGCUCUUGCUCCCCCCUACCACUCUGGCUGCCCUGGCCGACAGCUGGCUCCAUGAGGACUGUCCCAGCCUCAACUACACAGCCUUGGUCACAGGGGCAGCCCCCUCGCAGGCGGCACUGUGGGCCAAAUCCCCCGGGGUCCUGGCCGGGAGGCCUUUCUUCGAUGCCAUCUUUGCCCAAGUCAACUGCCAGGUCUCCUGGUUCCUCCCCGAGGGAUCAAAGUUGGUGCCUGUGGCCAAGGUGGCCGAGGUCCGGGGCCCUGCCCACUGCCUACUGCUGGGGGAGCGGGUGGCCCUAAACAUGCUUGCCCGCUGCAGUGGAGUUGCCAGCUCUGCAGCUGCUGCGGUGGCAGCUGCCAGGGGGACUGGCUGGGCCGGACAUGUGGCCGGUACCAGGAAGACCACGCCAGGCUUCCGGCUGGUAGAGAAGUAUGGGCUCCUUGUGGGUGGAGCCGCCCCCCACCGCUAUGACUUGGCAGGGCUGGUGAUGGUGAAGGACAACCACGUCGUGGCAGCCGGUGGUGUGAAAAAGGCGGUGCAAGGGGCCCGGCGGGCGGCUAACUUCGCCCUGAAGGUGGAGGUGGAGUGCAGCAGCCUACAGGAGGCUUUGCAGGCGGCUGAGGCGGGAGCGGACCUUAUCUUGCUGGACAACUUCAGGCCGGAGGAGCUGCACCUCACGGCUGAAGUGCUGAAGGCCCAGUUCCCAAGCGUGCGCGUGGAGGCCAGUGGGGGCAUCACGCUGGAGAAUCUCCCUCAGUUCUGCGGGCCACACAUAGAUGUCAUCUCUUUGGGGAUGCUGACCCAGGCUGCCCCGGCCCUGGACUUCUCCCUCAAGCUGUUUGCUGAAGGGACCACUCCAGUGCCCCAUGCCGCCUGUCCUAAAGCUGAAGAGGUGACACCGGCAAUGGGAUAACAUGGUUUCCCGAGACCCUCAACGUCACAUAUCUUUAAGAACAGUGGCCAACAGGACACUCUCAGUGUUAGCCUGGGCUAAUAUCUGACUCUGCCACUUCAUGCUGUGUAACCCCGAAGGGCUGACUUUACCUCUGCUCACCUCAGUUGUCAAAUCUGUAAAAUGGGUCUAAUAAAUGAUUAACCUCAUGGA